Cetraspora pellucida is the source of this 135-nucleotide messenger RNA. The record is from the annotation of a GenBank genome assembly. NCBI's taxonomy places the organism in Eukaryota, Fungi, Glomeromycota, Glomeromycetes, Diversisporales, Gigasporaceae.
GAUCGAAACUGAUAAAUUAUUGACUGAAGCUGAGGAAAGUGAAGUAAAAGCUUUCAAGCAAUACUCUAUGAAAUUUCAGAAAUGUUUAACUCCUGGUUUAACUAGACCUGAUUUAGAUUCAGAAUUCAAAAUAUA